Messenger RNA from Juglans microcarpa x Juglans regia, 3291 nucleotides. RefSeq names its product RNA-binding protein 25-like. The record is from RefSeq and is a predicted model, not a curated record. The transcript has 9 exons. Gene Ontology annotation, biological process: mRNA processing. The coding region runs from base 665 to 3022 and encodes 785 amino acids. Lineage: Eukaryota; Viridiplantae; Streptophyta; Magnoliopsida; Fagales; Juglandaceae. Gene Ontology annotation, molecular function: RNA binding.
GGCGUUGGGGCGGGUCCGAUGUCUGUGCCGCAGCCGAUGCUGCCUUAUCAGUUUCCGCCGGGUCAUCCUCCGAGGCCCUACCCGCCGCCGAUGCCAAAUGGGUACCCAGCGGUUCCUCAGGGUACUAUACCUCCUCCCGCAUCUUGAUUGAAUACGGUGGGAAAGGUUGGAGGGCUUCAUUUUGCUUAGAGACCUCACUCUACAACUCCUUUUUUGAGGCUACUUUCUGGUAGUUAUGAGAACACUUUCCCUUUCAUGGGUUUGUGAUUUGCCAGAAGCUGACCAUGUUUGCCACUGAAUGCUCGUUGACUUGUGUUCUAAGGUAUUGAAAUUCUUUCAGUUUCAGCUCCCUCGUUUUCUAUUCAUGCUGCACCUUGCGCUUCUACACUUCUGUUAGAUGAAUAUGACGAAAUUUACAUGUAGUUUUGUGCUAUCAAAUUUCCUUUGUGCAUGAGAUGGUUGAAGUCUCAUGAUAAUUAAAUGUCAAUUCUCUGCACUUGGUGGAUGGGAUGGUGUGAGAAGGCUAGUAUGUUGUAAAUGAAUUCAUAAGGUAAGCCCGCUUUAUGUAUCCAUGGUUUAUGAACUGGAUCCUUCUUUUUAACAUUUCCUUCAGGUUAUCUGUUCAGCCGGUGAUAGUUUCCAUGCCUGUGCUGCCAUCUCUUAAAUGCUUUUGAUGUGUGGACUUUCUCGUUAUCCAUCUCCAUACACACCUAUGGUUCGUCCUCCAUUUCCUCCACGCACUCCAGGAGUGAUUAAUGGCCUUCCAGCAGUGUCACGCCCCGCAAUUCCAGGGGUUCCUAGAGUUCCUCGCCCCAUUAUACCCCCUGUUGUUAUGCCAAUUAUUUCUAUGGUUACACCAGCUGAGAAACCACAAACAACAGUUUACGUUGGUAAGAUUGCAUCAACAGUGGAAAAUGAUUUUAUUCUGUCUCUCCUUCAGCUUUGUGGACCCAUCAAAAGUUGGAAACGUGCUCAAGAUCCCACAGACGGGACUCCUAAAGGAUUUGGGUUCUGUGAAUUUGAGUCUGCUGAGGGGGUUCUUCGUGCAUUGCGUCAACUUAGUAAAUUUAAUAUUGAUGGGCAAGAAUUGGUGUUAAAUGUUAAUCAAGCAACAAAAGAAUAUCUGGAACGGUAUGUUGAUAAACAAACUGAAAUCUCAAAGAAACGUAAAGAUGCCCAAGCUGCAGAGCCUGAGGAAGGGGAAGAAACUGCAGUAAAUGUCGGGGAGAAUGAACAUCUGAAGUUCUCUGUAGAGGACUCAAAUAAAGAGGAAAGUGGUUUGGGGAACAAGGAAAAUAAUGAUUUAGCUAGUUUUGGAAUUGUAACUAAUGAGGACAAGGAAGCUGACCUAGUGGCUUUGGACAAGCUUACAAGCAUGAUAGAGGAGAGACUAAAGACCAGACCUCUGCCUCCACCCCCUCCCCAUCCACAAGCAACUGGUGACGGCCCUGGAAAUUCAAAAUCAGACGUGCCUGCUAAAUCAAGGGAUGGAGACUCUGAAAUGAGAAACGAUGCAGCUGAAGAUAAAAAUGAUGAUGAGAUAACUAGUGAAACCAAAAUGGCUAGUGAGCAUGAUAGGCCUGAAACAAGUUCACCUGAUAGGAGUAGAAGGUAUGAUAGGAGAAGCAGAGAUAGAGACCGAGAGCGGGAUUUGAAAAGGGAGAAGGACCAGGAGAUUGAAAGAUAUGAAAGAGGAACAGAGCGAGAGCGAGUUAGGAAAGAAAGGGAGCAAAGAAGAAAAAUUGAGGAGGCUGAGCGUCAGUAUGAAGAGUGUCUUAAAGACUGGGAGUAUAGAGAAAGAGAGAUAGAGAAACAGCGGCAGUAUGAGAGGGAAAGGGAAAAAGAGAGGGAACGUAAACGGAAGAAGGAGAUAAAAACUGAUGAAGAUGAUGAGGAUGGUGAUUCAAGAAGAAGGUGGCACUGGAAUAUGUUAGAGGACAAGAGAAAGAGGAGGCUAUGGGAGAAGGAAGAUGACUUGGCCAAUAGGUAUAAAGAAGAGGAAGAAAUUGCUGAGGCAAAGAGGAGAGCUGAGGAACAGCAUGAGAAGCAACAGAAGGAUGCAUUAAAGGUCUUUUCCAAUAAUGUAACAAAUAAAAUUGCAAAAACUGUGUUGGCUGAAGCAUCCAGUACUGAAAUAAAAGAUAAUAUUCUUGGAGAGGGUUAUGAAGGUGCUUCUGCUUGCGAGAGCCAUAUAGGUGAAUCGAAUGUACAGAAUGGUACUGGUGAAGAAUCAACCAUAUCGUCAAUUGGUGCAUCAGAUACACAGCAUGCUGGUAAUGCCCCUGCAAAGAAGUUGGGGUUUGGUUUAGUUGGCUCUGGAAGACGAACUGCUGUCCCUUCUGUUUUCCAUGAGGAGGAUGAUGAUGCACAUAAGGAAAAAAAGAUGAGGCCCCUUGUCCCGAUUGAUUACUCAACUGAGGAACUGGAGGCUGUCCAAUCUAUCGUACCUGGGGCACUGUCGCCAAAUUUGGCUGCAGCAGCAGAAUUUGCAAAGCGCAUAUCAAAUGUUAAUCCCAAAGACGAUAAGCCUGAUGUAGAAAGGGAAAUAAGUAGACGUUUUAAUCACAAGUUGAGCCAGCCGGGUAGGGACCAGGGUGAUGAGAAUGUGAAUCACACCAGAGUUGACAAGGAGAAGAUUCUUGACCAGGAGCAAGGGCUGGAUAAAAUGAAUACGCCAGAUAACAAGAAGCUUACGAGUUUAAAGCAGUUGAUAGAUAUGAUACCAAGGACCAAGGAAGAGUUAUUCUCACAUGAGGUUAACUGGGCCGUGUAUGACAAGCAUGGGCUGCAUGAAAGAAUGAGACCAUGGAUUUCGAAGAAGAUUGCAGAAUUUUUAGGAGAGGAAGAAACCACACUGGUAGAUUACAUUGUAUCCAGUACUCAAGAACAUGUGAAAGCAUCUCAAAUGCUAGAACUGCUACAAUCUAUUUUAGAUGAUGAAGCCGAAAUGUUUGUUCUCAAAAUGUGGAGGAUGCUCAUAUAUGAAAUUAAGAGGGUAGAGGCAGGCCUUACUUCAAAGUGAAAACUAUUAUGAGAUUUGUGUUAUUUGAUUGUUGCUUUGUUGCUUGCAGGUUCAGCAUCAGUAAGUGAUUCUCGAAUUUGUUUUGUUGCUUCUAGCAGAAAUCAAUGAAAAAUGGACAUUGGUUAUCAAGAGGAAAAGCCAAUUUGAGAUGGAUUGCUAUAUCAUAUUGAAAAGGAUGCUUUAAAGGGUGUGUUUUCUGUUUGUUUCUCCCUCAACCAAUUCGAUAAUGAGAAUAGGGUUCAUCCAUAAACUCAUCUGGACACUUUUGA